AUGAAUCAAUUGGCGAUCAGACAAGAAGAUGCCAAUAUCUUAUUACAUCAGAAGAAUAUCUUAGAUGAACAAGUCAUCGAUAAGUAUAGAACCGCAGGUACUAUCACCGAAACCGGUUUAAACUAUGCCAUCGAUUUAAUUAACCAAAUUUAUCACUUCAAAUCAAGACAACCAUUAUCAGUUUCUCAAUUAUGUUUAAUGAUUGAUAGUUUACUUGUUAAUAUGUUACUGAAAGUUUACUUGAAAUGUGAAAAAUCCAUCACCAAUCCUACUAGUUUCAAUGUUAAUGAAGUUGUCAGUAAUUUUUCCCCUGAAUUAGAUGAUAGUAAUGAAUAUUUCUUUAAAGAAGGUGAUAUCAUAACGAUUAAUUUAGGUGUUCAAAUCGAUGGAUAUAAUUCAAAUGUCAGUCAUACCAUUUGUAUAUAUCCACCAGGAGAUAAACCUAUUGGACCAUUAUUAGGAGGUAAAGCUGAUAGUAUUAUUGCCAAUUAUUUAUGUACUAAAAUUGUUAUUGCAUUAUUAGGAUUAUCUAUGACACCAGAAAAAUUACCCCUUGAAGCUAGAAAAUUUGGAAAUGUCGUCAACGGAUCUAUGAUUAAACAUUAUGUUAAUUAUAUCGCCGAACAAUUUAAUUGUAGAGUUAUUCCAGGAAGUGAAAUUAGACAAAUUAGAAGAUUCUUAAGUGGACAAAAUGAACUCUUGGAAGAAAAAGGAUAUAAAGGUAUUAAAUGGUAUGAAAGUGAUGAAGAAAUUAAUAUUAUUAAUAAAUUAGGUGGUGAAACCAAUAGUAUCACCAAAAUCUUUGGUGAAGAUACUGUUAAACAUCAAAAAGGUGAUGAAGAAUUCAUUAUUAAAAGUGGUGAAAUCUAUCAGAUUAACUUAAAAGUCGCAUCCAUUAAUGAUUUCAAUGAGAUAGGUAUCAUCACCACUGAAACUAUCAAUGAAUAUACCGGAGUUAACAAUAAAGUUAAUGAAUUUAAAAUGAAACCAACUAUUUUCAUUAGAGAUUUUAUUAUGAAUUAUAAAUUAAAAUUAAAAGCUAGUAGAAAUUUAAUUUCUAAGAUUGAUAAGAAAUAUUCAGUUUAUCCAUUUAAAUUGAACUAUUUAACUUCAUCAUUCCCUAUGAAGAAUAACUCAUUACAAGAAAUGAAUGAAAUCAAAAGUCAAAUCCUUGAUAAUAAAUUAGGAUUAAAUGAGAUCUUAAAUCAUAAUUUAGUUAAUGCUAAACCAAUUCAAGUAAUUAAAUUUUUACCUUAUAAAUCUGUUUUAGAUAAUCAUUCAGUUACUUCUAUGGGAGUUAAUGUUGAUAAAUUAAUUAAAAAUUCUAAUGUCAUUACUGAUAAAUCAAUUGAAUCAACUACUGUAUUGAUAAAUAAUUUAAAUAAUGAAUUAAUUCAAUUAUCUAAUAAUUUUGAACCAGUUUAUUGUCAAUCACAAUUUAAAUUAGUUGAUCCAACAGUUGAACAAUUAUUCAACUCCCUUAAUGGGAAAUUUGGUGUUAAAGUUAAAAAAGUUAAUGCUUUACCUAUAAAAGAACAAAUGGAUUUAGAUUAG
Yamadazyma jaroonii is the source of this 1554-nucleotide messenger RNA. The record is from the annotation of a GenBank genome assembly. NCBI's taxonomy places the organism in Eukaryota, Fungi, Ascomycota, Pichiomycetes, Serinales, Debaryomycetaceae.